Molecule: messenger RNA, 869 nt
Organism: Emiliania huxleyi CCMP1516
Lineage: Eukaryota; Haptophyta; Isochrysidales; Noelaerhabdaceae
Exons: 8
Coding region: 103-759 (218 amino acids)
Source: RefSeq, a predicted model, not a curated record
AGCUCGGCGAGCGGCAGCGACGCGGGCGGUGGCGGCAUCCUUGAGCGCGCAAGUGCGGCCGUCGGCCUCGGCGAAGCCUCGCGCACACGCGCCGCCGCAAAGAUGGCCGAGGCGCGUGAGCGCGGCGUGAGCUGGACAGAGGCGACGUCUGAGGCGAUGCGCGACGUGCGCAAGGAGCGUCGAUCUGAGUCGCUGCGCGAGUUUUACGAGGGGCUCGCUGCGGCGCCCACCUUUGACCUCGGAGCGCUGCGCGCGCAGUACGAGGAAGGCCUGGCUGCCGAAGACAAGAUGACGGCGACGCAGAGGAUGGGGCUGCGCUUUGACCAGCUGCGGGGAGGCGAGCAGGCGCAGGCGCUCGACGAGAUGAAGGCGGAGCUCCGCACCUCGCUCGCCAUCCUCGACGCGAUGACACCCGCGGAGGCGCGCAACCCGCUCGUGCUCGUCAAGGCCUCGCGCGCCGCCAAGGAGCGCAUCGUCGGGCAGGUCGGCCUCUCGAGCGACGCUCCGAUCAAGUCGGUCCUCAUGCAGUUCGAGUGGUCGCUCAUCCAGCACGAGUUUUUGCGACGCGAGAGGCUUGCGGGCCGGACGCUGCCGCGGACGCAAGAGGAGAUGGAGUGGAUGCUGCGGCAGCGCCCCACCUCGCGCGCCUUCCGCAUGCUGCGCUCGGAGAGCAUGCGCAUGCAAGGGCGGAUGCGCGCGUCGAAGGUGGCGCGCCCGCGCGGUUUUGCAGCUGAGCGUGGGUUGCGGUUGGUGAACUGAUCUGGUGAGGUUCGAGUGUGACCACGCACCCCCGAGAGAUCGAUAUGAGAAAAGUCGAAUGGUUAUGUGUAGUAUUGAGUAAGGAGCGUGCCCUGGCCCCUAGCCGAUCA